AAUUUUGUGCGAAGUGGAUGUAUCUUGUUUUGUUAUCAAAAAUAUGUUAAAACAAGUAAAGUUACUAAAAAUAUAGUUUAAAAAUCAGUCAAUUGUUAAUUUAGACAAAUUUCAACUUGGGCUUAAAUUAAAUUAGGCAAGGGCCAACGCAAGGAUAACGGAGGAAGUAUAUUAGAAUGAUACAAAAGUUUUGUAUCUACAUAAUAUAAUUGUUUACAAAUACAAAGCCAUAAAAAAUGACGAAGGCAGCCAGUACUAGACGGGUCCGUAACCAGGCUUCAUCCCUUACUGUACCGAGACAGAAUUCAUUACCCGACAAUGGAAGAGCAAAGCAGAAUACUACCUGUGAAAUGCUUGCAGCGAUGAACAAAGAACAGCUUCGAGCUGAAUGCAGAAAACGUGGCCAACGAUCUUCUGGCAACAAAAACGAACUGUUGGCCCGGCUCGGGUACUACAAGCUGGCGGCUGCUGUACAGCAAAACGAUACGGACCAGCGUCCGCGCAACGGUCUGCACACACAUCCGAAAGACAUUAAGAAUAAAGCCAUCCAAAUGGAUACCGACAGUUUGGUGCUAUGGAGGCGGCCGCUGACCACGCUAGAGUAUUUCUUUAGAGAACUCCUUAUAUUGAUCUCAACUGGCCUGCAAAGAUUGCUGGCGUACAAGUUACUCGCUUUAGUAAUAGUUUUAUCGAUUGCUGCUACUGUGACGUCAUACUAUGUAGGUGGACCUCACCAACCAUAUGUUCAGUUAGUGGUGGCGAAGGUAGCUUGGUGGGGUUGGUGGGUGGUUCUGGGUGUGUGCAGCUCGGUGGGGUUGGGCACCGGCCUGCACACCUUCCUGCUGUACCUCGGGCCGCACAUCGCGCGCGUCACUCUCGCCGCCUACGAGUGCGGCUCCCUCGACUUCCCUGAACCACCUUAUCCUAAUGAUAUAAUAUGUCCCGGGGAGAUAGCGGGUGAGGUGUCAGUGUGGAGCAUAAUGUCUAAAGUUCGCAUAGAGAGUAUGUUAUGGGGUGUUGGCACCGCACUGGGGGAGUUACCACCAUACUUCAUGGCACGAGCUGCGAGACUAUCUGGUGGUAGUCUCGCUGAAGUCACCGACAUCGCUGAUGAUAAUACAAGGAGCGGCAGGGCUAAAGUGAUGGUGCAGAAGUUGGUACAGAGAGUUGGUUUCGCUGGUAUAUUGGCGUGCGCGUCCAUACCAAACCCACUGUUUGACCUCGCAGGUCUCACUUGUGGACACUUCCUAGUCCCGUUCUGGACGUUCUUUGGUGCAACUGUACUUGGUAAAGCUGUCAUUAAGAUGCACAUACAGAAGAUGUUUGUUAUUAUUGCUUUCAAUGAAGCUUUGGUUGGACAAGCCCUAGGAUGGGUAUCUAAGAUACCAUACCUUGGACCAAAACUCGAAGCACCAUUACUAGAAUUCCUGCGUAAUCAGAAGUCAAAGUUACAUAAACGGGAUCCAUCUGCACCUUUGCCUGAGAACCAAGGGUCUUUGGUAUCGAGUUUACUAGAAAAACUAGUUCUAACAAUGGUGCUUUACUUCGUGGUGUCAAUAGUGAAUGCGCUCGCACAGAACUACAGCAAGCGUAUAGGAAAGAGGAAGGGCAAGAAACGGGAUUAGGGAACGAUGACGCCGGCCGAUGCUACAGCGGGACAGGCAUGGCGGCGUCCAGAGAGUACACGACUACGUAGGUAACAGUACAUUCACACGAUAGAUCACAUCUCACCACGUAUUCUAACAGCUCUAAAACAAUAAUAUAAACUCGUCAUCUCUAUACACCAGUACAGAAGUACGUCUUUCUCAUCAUUUGUAGGACAAUUAUCAGAUAGAAUAAAUAGGAUUGUGAUUUUUCUGAGAGAACUAGAGAUUAUAGUUUUUGUGCGAACUUUUUAUCAGUGGAACCCUACG
Molecule: messenger RNA, 1913 nt
Organism: Papilio machaon (common yellow swallowtail)
Lineage: Eukaryota; Metazoa; Arthropoda; Insecta; Lepidoptera; Papilionidae
Gene: Tango5
Product: vacuole membrane protein 1
Exons: 10
Coding region: 237-1625 (462 amino acids)
Source: RefSeq, a predicted model, not a curated record